GAUAUUAAUGCCACACCACUUUCACGGAAGAAAGCAGCCCAAGAAAGGAAAAAAGAAAAGAAAAGAGAGCUAGACAGGGCAUACUACCUGCAGAACCGUGAAAAGAAAAUUGCUCAAUUUGUGGAACGUAGGCGAGCGAAAGGAGAGUUGUCAAAAAGGCCAGCGCGAACAAGGACCGAAACAAAGAAAACAGAGCGGAAAGAAAAGGUAAAGAAACAGCGAGAACUUUCCCGAGAAAACCUUGAACAGAAAAGAAAGAAAAUACGGCAACAAACCAGGGAAAGGGUCCGUAAAUAUCGCGAAAGAAAAUUACAGAACGGAGAAGAGCAAACAACGGAAGAGACAUCGGCUUCAGGCGUGGGCGACGGAUUCCAAAACCGGACGUCAAAGAAACGUGCCACUGAUAAGGUUAAGGAAACGCUUCCAUCAACCCCUAAGAAAAAAGCUAAAGUAAUUGAAACACUAGCUAGCAGCCCAAGGACAAGAAACGUGCUGACGAAACGUGGUUUAAUAAGAUACCCGGAGGAGCAGAAAGAAAUUUCCACCCUAAGAGCUCUGGCAUCCGACAUCUCAGAGGGGUUAAACGUGGUGAAGCACUCGGGAUCUACUGAAAAAAGAGCAGCUUUUAGAGCUUUUACUUCCCUAGCGUUUGGAGAAAACAUAAAAAAGACAAAGUCGCGGAAAUCUUUAGGAAAAUUAGUCAACAUCAAUGAAAAAAGCAUAAGUAAGGCGAUAAAGACCCGCGAAAGCAUUCUGAAAGGAGAUUUAGCAAGUUGGCUGUACACUAAAAGAAAAUUGCGCCAAGAUGCCAUUGCAGAAGAAGACAGCAAAAAAAUCUUCAACUUCUGGGCAAAUAACGCUAGCAGGCCGACAGGAGACAAAAAAGAUGUUGUGAAAAAACGCACUGGCAAGCAGCAGUAUGUACAUCACGCAAAGCACGUGUUAGAAAAAACGCAGACUGAAGCAUUUCUUGAAUUUCAGCAGUUACACCCAGAAGUGAAAGUGAAGCAGAGGAAGUUUGAAAGCCUUAAACCGUUUUUUGUGAAACAAGCUACUGAAAGAGAUAGGAGAUCAUGCCUCUGCCGAAAACAUGUUGAAACGAAAAUUGUAUUUGAUGCCUGCAUGAAGUUUCGCAAAGGAACUGGCAAAGAAACAGACAACGAUGGCGAGUACCCUGUCCUGAAGACCCUGACAGAACUGGUUGAAAAGACCCUGUGUCCCAAAGAAGAAGGCAAAAUGUUUCACAACAUUAAAUGCCUAGAGAGAGAGUGCGAGUCCUGUGGAGUUGAAACGUUGCAACUGUUGCUGGAGGAAACAUCUUCUGAAGGUUCUGUGCGCUGGUCCCGCUAUGACUACGUCUCAACUGGAAAGUUUCUAGCAAAUGGUCAAGAAAAGAAGAAGAUAGCCCUUGUCCAAAAGGAGACCUCACCAUCUGAACUCUUUAAGUAUUUUAAAGAGCUCCUUGGCUCCUACCCAUACCAUUCAUUUAUGGCAAGAUGGCAACGUGAUCAGCUCGACAACCUGCUAGAAAACCUUCCACUUGGGCAUGUAGUCUGUGUGCAUGAUUACUCUGAAGGAUAUGCAUGCAGGCAACAAGAUGAAACCCAGUCAGAGUAUUUUGACGUUGCCAAGGUUUCUCUUCAUGUUACGAUCCUUCACCGACAUGCUACAGAAGCUAAAGAUGGAGUGACAAGUACAGAAGAGGAACCGCACCUGAUUAAAGAACAUCUUUUUGUAAUCUCUGACGACCCAGUUCAAGAUCAGGACAGUGUCCACAAGGUGCAAAACCUUAUCCACAGCUACCUUGCUAAUGAUGUUGGUUGCAACAUCAUCAAGAUGCACGAGUUUACUGAUGGUUGUGCGGCCCAGUACAAAUCCCGACACUGUAUUGCCCCUAGAUUAUCUGCUGUUAACUCUUUUUCUAUUACUUUAAAUAACAAUGUAAUUAAGCGGGUUUUUCACUUCACUUAUCUAGGUAUAGUUUUUGAUGACCGCCUUAGCUGGAACGAGCAAAUAAAGUACCUAAUUUCGAAGGCGGGAAAACGCGUAGGAAUGCUCGGCAGGCUUCGCAGAAGCCUCACUAGAGAGAGUGCAAAUGUAGUGUAUUGUAGUCUAAUUAGGCCAAUUUUAGAAUACUGUGUAAGUGUGUGGGGCUGUUGCGGGGAAGGUCGUAAACAAGACCUUGAAGCCCUCAAAACCGGGCUGCUAGGAUAGUGGCUUGUACUGUGCGCAGCAAGCAGGCAUUGGACGUUCUGAAAUGGCCCCCCUUGGAGGAGCGCCGAAGUUAAUCUGUUUUUUAAACUCGUUAAGAAAUGCCUGCAAGGUCAAUGUCCCCAGUAUUUUAAACAAUAUUUUAAACGUAAUAAUACAAUCCAUGCGCGCGCUACUAGACAAAGCAACCUCUUACAUCCGCCUGCUGUGAGAACUGAAAUUGCAAAAAGAUCCUUCUAUUAUUAUGGUUGCACUCUUUUUAACGAAUUAUCUUAUUGAUAUUCCGUGUUUUACAUCUUUUAAUCUUUUAAUUGAAAAUAGUUUUCUAUUUAUAUUAUUACCUGUAUUAGUGUAAUGUUUAUAUGUUCAGUGUGGUUUUUGUGCGUUGUUGCUCAGGGCUCCCAUUGAUAACAGACAGCUUUUUGCGUCUGAAGGGGCUACCCUGAGCGGUAUAAAUUAAUAAAGGUUCUUCUUCUUCUUCUUCUAUUGGCGACCUAUCUUGCUCCCUCGCUGACUUUGGCUUUCACGUUGUUCGCAAUUAUUUUGAAACCUCCCAUGCUAAAGGAGAGGAAGAUGCUGCAGGUUCACAUGUUAAGCAGAAAGUUAGUCAAGCAGUCCUGCGCAGAACAACUACUAUCAAGUCUGCAAAAAGCAUGCAUGAGUACUUGGAGCAGAAUUUCACUCAGCGUGCUGCCUCAAGCUUUAAUGCAAGAGCCAAUGCCGUUCAGCUGAAGCGUCGUGUCUUCUUCUAUGUUCCUGCUGAAGGUGAAGGUGCAGUUGACAGAAACAGGCAAGGAAGAAAGUUUAAGGAAGCUAGAGGGAUAAGGAAAUGGCAUUGUGUGAAGUCUUUACCCCAGCAAGAAAAGGUUUUGGUGAGGUACAGGUCCUGCUACUGUGACAACUGUAUUGUUGAGGAUGAGGAGAACUGUGCUAGCAAGGCUUGGCUGGAUGACUGGAAAGAGGUCUCAAUCUGCAGAGAUGGUUCAGUGGCAGCUACAAGGCAAGCAACAGAAACUAGCAUCCUUGACCAUGACACUGCAGGCCACAUAGCAGACCUUGCUGUGAAGGGGAGCACUGUAGCAAUUGCUGCUGAUGAUGACCCGAUGUACGAUUUCUUUCUCCUGAAGGUCACAUCUGAAGGGGUUAAAGAGCUUGACAGUGACUAUACUAAUGACUACAACUUUACAGCUUUGAAGGGUCAGCAAGUUUUAAAAGGAAACUUUUACCUCAGGGACAACAUACACGACAUGACAUUCACCCUAGAUGAGAAACGUACCGCUGUUGUGUAUGCUGCCACUGUACGCCACAUUUGCAGAGAACUGCCAGGAAAGAAAAAGGGCAGAAAAACAAUAUACAAACUUCCUUUGAAGGAAAAUGAAGAGAUAAUUGCCUCUCUUUGA
Molecule: messenger RNA, 3611 nt
Organism: Porites lobata
Lineage: Eukaryota; Metazoa; Cnidaria; Anthozoa; Scleractinia; Poritidae
Source: the annotation of a GenBank genome assembly